Molecule: messenger RNA, 708 nt
Organism: Caenorhabditis briggsae
Lineage: Eukaryota; Metazoa; Nematoda; Chromadorea; Rhabditida; Rhabditidae
Gene: Cbr-ric-4
Product: Protein CBR-RIC-4
Exons: 5
Coding region: 1-708 (235 amino acids)
Biological process (GO): synaptic vesicle fusion to presynaptic active zone membrane; synaptic vesicle priming; exocytosis
Cellular component (GO): plasma membrane; SNARE complex
Molecular function (GO): syntaxin binding; SNAP receptor activity
Source: RefSeq, a predicted model, not a curated record
AUGUCGGCUCGGCGCGGCGCUCCCGGCGGCCAACGGCAUCCCCGUCCGUAUGCCGUUGAGCCGACUGUUGAUAUCAAUGGUCUGGUAUUGCCAGCUGAUAUGAGUGAUGAGCUUAAAGGACUUAAUGUGGGAAUUGAUGAAAAAACUAUCGAGUCGUUGGAAUCAACUCGACGCAUGUUGGCUCUUUGCGAGGAAAGCAAGGAAGCUGGUAUCAAGACUUUGGUCAUGCUCGACGAUCAAGGAGAGCAACUCGAGCGUUGCGAGGGUGCGCUUGAUACCAUCAAUCAGGACAUGAAAGAAGCGGAAGAUCAUUUGAAGGGAAUGGAGAAGUGUUGUGGACUGUGUGUUCUUCCAUGGAACAAGACUGACGACUUCGAGAAGAACUCGGAGUAUGCGAAGGCGUGGAAAAAGGAUGACGAUGGAGGUGUGAUCUCUGAUCAACCAAGGAUCACGGUCGGAGAUCCGACUAUGGGACCUCAAGGAGGAUACAUCACCAAAAUCACGAACGAUGCUCGUGAAGACGAAAUGGAUGAAAACAUCCAACAAGUCUCGACCAUGGUCGGAAACUUACGUAACAUGGCAAUUGAUAUGAGCACUGAAGUGUCCAACCAGAACAGACAACUCGACAGAAUUCACGACAAGGCUCAAUCGAACGAGGUCCGUGUGGAGUCUGCCAACAAACGCGCAAAGAAUCUCAUCACCAAAUAA